Molecule: messenger RNA, 2699 nt
Organism: Carassius gibelio (silver crucian carp)
Lineage: Eukaryota; Metazoa; Chordata; Actinopteri; Cypriniformes; Cyprinidae
Gene: phox2a
Product: paired like homeobox 2A
Exons: 3
Coding region: 232-1089 (285 amino acids)
Biological process (GO): regulation of transcription by RNA polymerase II
Molecular function (GO): RNA polymerase II transcription regulatory region sequence-specific DNA binding; DNA-binding transcription factor activity, RNA polymerase II-specific
Source: RefSeq, a predicted model, not a curated record
GAGGGGAGGAGGCGUUCAGCGCUGAGACAUUGUCAUGCAAACAGAGACCACCGCCUCGCCAUUGUCUCCCGGACUCCAACUUUAUUAUAAACACACCGCGAGCCGCCCGCCGCAGCAGAGCACCGGAGCACCGGCACCGAGAGACACGCGCUGGAUACCGCGAGAAAACCACGCGUUCCGCUGGAGUUUGACGCCGCAACCGGAGCUUUCGCGUCUCCGUCCGCGCUCCACAUGUACAAAAUGGAUUAUUCGUAUCUGAACACGUAUGACUCGUGCAUGGCGGCGAUGGAGGCGUCGGCGUACGCGGACUUUAACUCGUGCAGUCAGGCCAACACGUUCCAGUACAACCCGAUCCGAACCGGCUUCAGCUCCAGCCCGGGAUGCGCUCCGCUCGGGUCCGCCAGCUGCACCCUGGGCGCGCUGAGAGAGCACCAGCCCGCGCCCUACAGCACAGUUCCGUACAAGUUCUUCUCGGACCCCUCCGGUCUGAACGAGAAGCGCAAGCAGCGGCGGAUCCGCACGACCUUCACGAGUUCUCAGCUGAAGGAGCUGGAGCGCGUGUUCGCGGAGACGCAUUACCCGGAUAUCUACACGCGUGAGGAGCUCGCGCUGAAGAUCGACCUGACCGAGGCGCGCGUGCAGGUUUGGUUCCAGAACCGACGUGCCAAGUUUCGUAAACAAGAACGUGCCGCCAACUCCAAAGGAGCGAAUACAGGCGCCAACGGCUCCGGCGGCAAGAAGUCGGGCGAGAACCGCUCUUCCUCUGAAGACGACGAGUCUAAAGAGUCGACCUGCAGCCCGACGCCCGACAGCACAGCGUCUCUGCCCGGCUCCGGGAACAUGGGCAGCCCCGGGGCCAGCAGCCUCAGCCCCAGCCCUGUCUCCGGCUCCUCGGCCGGCUUCUCCACCGCCUCCAUCUCACCCUCCAUCCACCAGGGCCUGAAGAGCUCGCCCUGGCCCAGCACCGUCCAGACCCAGGAGCUGCUGAAGGCCUGGCAGCCGGCGGACAGUAUGGCGUCUGGGCCGUUCGCCGGCGUUCUGUCCUCGUUCCACCGGAAACCCAACACAAUCAAGACCAACCUGUUCUAGAGACUCCGGGCCGUGCGUCCGCUGAGAGUUCUGUUCUGGAGAUUGAGCUGGGCUCGUAUUCACUAAACAUCUUCAGGCAUCUGAAAGCAGCUCACAAAGUGCAGAUUAAAGAGAAAAUCUUAAAACUAAAGGUGCUUUGCGAUGCCUCUUUUCUCUAAAUGUACCGAUAACAUCUGAAGAAGGUUUCUGAGCUGAAACUCUUUUUUUACUGCUAUGUAGAGAACUGUUAGUGGUGAGAUCAAGCGAUGUUUUGUGAAUACGGGCUCUGAAGGUUAAUUUAAUGUCAUGUUGGUGCUUCUGAUGUGUCCAUUAUUUGUGUUCAUCAGGUCCGUUUCCUCUUAACGCUGUAGAUCCCUUGUGUCAGUAAAUGAGUUGCUGGUUUCCUCCAGAAACGCUUGUCCUUCAGGAUGAGGAAUCAGGUCCGGUCUUCAGGAAGAGACGCUGUGUGAGGAGGAACUAAAUUAGAUUAGAGGAGCGGUAACCGAAUAUUCACCGCAGAUGAUGGGCGUAAUAAUGAUCUGUUCCUAAAUUAGCAGUCUGAUCUGAAAUAUUAAUGUUCCAGCUUGUUUCUGGAUCAGAAUGAUGACAAACCUGCAUUUACUGAUGAAUCUCUCAUGCGGCUCUUCACUGAAGCUCUUUGAAGAUGGAUUUGACGUGUGUGUGUGUGUGUUUGUGUAUGUGUAUGACUGUGUAUGUGUGUGUGUGUCCGUGUGUAUGUGUGUGUGUGUCUGUGUAUGUGUGUGUCCGUGUGUGUGUCUGUGUGUCCAUGUGUGUGUGUGUGUGUGUGUGUGUCCGUGUGUGUGUCCAUGUGUGUGUGUGUCCGUGUGUGUGUCCGUGUGUGUGUCCAUGUGUGUGUGUUUGUGUAUGUGUGUGACUGUGUGUAUGUAUGUGUGUGUUUGUGUAUGUCUGUGUAUGUUCGUGACUGUGUAUGUGUGUGUCCGUGUGUGUGUCCAUGUAUGUGUGUGUGUGUCUGAGUGUUUGUGUGUGUGUCCAUGUGUGUGUGUUUGUGUGAUUGUGUGUAUGUAUGUGUGUGUGUCUGUGUGUGUGUGUUUGUGUAUGUCUGUGUCUGUGUGUGUGUGAGUGUUUGUGUGUGUGUGUGUCUGUGUGUUUGUGUAUGUCUGUGUAUGUGUGUGACUGUGUAUGUGUGUCCGUGUGUGUGUAUGUGUGUUUGUCAAUGUGUAUGUGUGUGUGUGUGUGUCAAUGUGUAUGUGUGUGUGUGUGUGUUUGUAUAUGUGUAUGAGUGUAGGUUUGUGUGUGUGAAUGUGUGUGUCUGUGUGUAAGUUUGUAUGUAUUUUAGUGUGUGUGUUUGUGUACAUGUCUGAGUGUGUGUGUGUGUGUGUGUGUGUGUGUGACCCCAGAAACAAGCAUAGUUAAGCCACUUGUAGUUAAUUUAUUGAAGAAAAAAUGAAAAACAAAAAACAAAACAAAAAAAACGUUGGGAUGAUUUUUUUAAGCUAGGCUUUUAUUGAAAAAGAUUUUGUAAAUAUUAAUAUAAAUACGAUGUAGUUUCUUUUUUUUAAUGUUUUUGGCUCCAGUGCACGCCCUGUACUUCAUGAAUGAUCUGCUGUAUAUAAUCCUAAAGAUGAGCAAAUAAAGAGCUUCUCCAGUCC